Molecule: messenger RNA, 2491 nt
Organism: Cimex lectularius (bed bug)
Lineage: Eukaryota; Metazoa; Arthropoda; Insecta; Hemiptera; Cimicidae
Product: sodium-dependent nutrient amino acid transporter 1-like
Exons: 13
Coding region: 61-1941 (626 amino acids)
Biological process (GO): sodium ion transmembrane transport
Cellular component (GO): membrane
Source: RefSeq, a predicted model, not a curated record
GGUGCGCGGGGCAGCGGCGCGUCUUCUAAUCUUCAGUUGUUGUGUUGUUGUCGGUGAAGCAUGGCCCAGGACACCACGCCGAUGGGAUCCACUACCAAACUCGUCACAGAUUCGAACAAGAAGCCGUCAUGUUCGUUCUUCCCUCGUCUCAGCACGAUAUUGGUCGCGUUGAGCCUGACGUUCAGCCUUGGCAACAUCUUGAGGCUACCCAGAGUGGUCUAUAUGCACGGAGGAGGAACGUUCUUGAUUAUCUACAUAGUGGUCACCAUCCUAUUUGGCAUACCCCUGACUUUCCUUGAAAUCGUUUUGGGCCAGUUUUGCCAGCAAGGGACUACAAAAAUAUGGAGGGCAGUUCCUUUACUCAAGGGUGUCGGGUAUGUUAAAGUACUCUGCUCAUUUUUCCUAGCCGUGUACUACCCAGUGGUCAUGGUAAUAUCGUUAUUUUUUGCCCUUUGGAGUAUAAAGGGCCCAUUGCCAUUUCAAGAAUGUGUCUCACUGAUCACAAGCUUGAACCCAAUAACCAAGGAACAAGCAGCAAAUUCAGCCAGUGAAUCCUGCUUAGAAAAAACAUUUUUGAAGUCCUUGGACAAGGAUCCCAUGUGGUUUGGAGUCAAUGUGACUCUUCUUUUCCUUAUAUGGGCGUUCAUCAUGCUUUGUGUAUCUCGAGGAGUAAAGUCAUACAGGAUAUCUGCAUUUUGCCUUGGGAUCCCACUGAUAGGUGGAUUAAUCGCCUUACUAACACAACAACUUACGAUCGACAUGAAAGGCUUGUCAGACUUAUUCAAACUAAGCUUGGACCCAGUCUGGAAAUUCGAUACUUGGUAUUAUGCUGUUGUCCAAUUUUUCUUUUCGACCCAUAUUGGAUUUGGAAAUAUAACAACAUGCUCUGGAAAUAUUUACUCAAAAAGCAAUGCAUUUUGGACUGCUUUUCUCUACAUUCUCUGUAAUGUGGUUAUCGGUGUUGCUGGUGUAUUUUUGGUAUAUCUUUGGCUUGGAAGAAUCGCCAUUUCAGAGCACCUACUCGAAGUGCCGUUAUUGUUUGUCAUGAACGUUAUUUACAACAUGGGCUCUUGCUGUUUUGGCGAAAAUGGUCAAAUUUGGGCCAUGGCUGCUUUUGUCCUUUUGAUCUUUUCAGGAUUUACCAGCAUGGUCGCCCUUGUAUACACUAUAGCCGUAUCCGUGAGUGUCGAAUCGAAAAAUAAAUGGAGGUCUUGGAUGAUUACCGGUUUGACUUGUGCCAUUGGAUUUAUCAUCGGAGUUGCCAUAAUGCUUCCAGAAAAAUUAAAAUUUCUUCACAUGCUUGAUUAUUAUGUGAUUGGGCACAUGGUCGCAAUGUCGACCGCUCUCGAAUUGAUCGGUUUUAUUUGGAUAUAUGGAAUCAAUUCAAUCCGCAAUGAUUUUGAGUUUGUUCUUGGAUACAAACUCUCCAAAUUUUGGAAUACAAUAUGGUUCACCACACCCAUAUUCUUGGUGGGUAUUGAAAUUGCUUCAUUGUUCUUUUUACCUUUGACCGGCGAAGAUCAGAACGCUGACGACUACUGGGUCUACCUCACAGGUUGGGUGCUAUACGGAUUCCUUUGGUUUAUAAUCGUUGUCAUAGCAAUUUGGCAGAUAUCUGCCCAAGUUGAUUACAAUUUUGGCCAGAAAUUAUUAAGCAGUCUGAAGCCUACUAGAAACUGGGGCCCGGUAGAUCCGAUUUGCCGACACAGCUGGGUGCAGUGGAGAGAUUCUUAUCAAGCGACUGGUGAAAGAGAUUUCACACUUAAACGAAGAGGGACGAGAGAUUAUACACACUCGAUAAAAUCAGAAAACAGAUACAAUACAAUGUCCCUUCCCCGAAACCCUUCGCAGUAUGUCGUCUCGCUCCCUGAUGGCGUCGACCUAUCCGAUCAUCCCUACUGGAGAAGGGACCUUCACACUCCUAAAAAAUCUAAAACAUAGCCUUUUACUGUUCAUUUAGAAUACUGUACGGAACUUUAUAUGUGAUAUAAUUUCUAUUACUCCUUUGGAAAAGUAUUUAUUUUUAAAAAACUCUUAAGUCUUGAAUAGUUUGAAAAUAAUGUAAGGUUUUUAAAUAGACUGUCGCAUUCUCCCCGGGAUUGUAGAUAGAACCAAAGUCUCACAAGUGUAAAUAGACCCGUCAGCAUAAAAUUGUCCGUGUUUUUAUCAAAAAGUCUUGUAUAUACGGUGGUCAUGUCAACUGCCUGGUUGUUUUUAAUGUAAAAAAUGUAUAAUACUCAAUGUAUUUCAUGCACUUGUAAAAAUAUUCGUUGUAUUUACGGUUAACAAAAAAAAACAUGUAUGAAAACUGUUGCAUAGACUUUUAUUUUUUAAGCUGUGGCCAAUGUACAAUGAAUUUCACAAUUUAAAUUUUAGUCAUCACACUAUAUGUUACCUUUUUGUAUUGUGUGUAUAUAAGCUCAAGUUAUUAAUAAAUUAUUUUUAUAAUUUUGUUACGUAAUAAAUACAUAUUCAAGAAGUUAUUGCAACU